Panonychus citri (citrus red mite) is the source of this 1817-nucleotide messenger RNA. RefSeq names its product decapping and exoribonuclease protein-like. Gene Ontology annotation, cellular component: cytosol; nucleus. The transcript has a single exon. The record is from RefSeq and is a predicted model, not a curated record. Lineage: Eukaryota; Metazoa; Arthropoda; Arachnida; Trombidiformes; Tetranychidae. Gene Ontology annotation, molecular function: mRNA 5'-diphosphatase activity. Gene Ontology annotation, biological process: NAD-cap decapping; nuclear-transcribed mRNA catabolic process. Bases 122 to 1405 code for a protein of 427 amino acids.
UCUGUGUAUAAAUAGGAUGGAAUCAAGAUAAUUGUCAACUUAAUUGUGUUUGUUAUUUGACCGAGUAACUUGAUUGUUUAGUUUUGUCCGAUUUUCUUAAUUUUUUUGAUUUCUUUUCAAUAUGAGUGAGUUGAUUAAGAUUGAAAGUUCAUCGAGUGAUUUGAAAACUGAUUCGAGCUCAUUAACUCAAGAUGAUAAUGUUGACCAAGUUGAAACUGUUCAUGAUGAUAAAGUAACUGAUCUAACCGAGGGUGGGGAUAAAGUGCCCGUUAAAACUUCGAGUGCUGGACGAUUGGUCGUUCGUGAAUAUGGCGACAUUAAAAUCUCGGCCAUGAAUUUGAACUAUGUUUUCGAUACUUAUACGAAUUUCGAUAAGCCCAAGUUGAUCGGUUGUUUUUCGUGUCAACUUAAUGAAGAUGGAAAUUCGGAAACUUAUCAUGGCGAUAAAUCAUCUUUAAGGUAUUGUUGUUUCGAUCGAUUUGAAGAUUAUAUUGACAUUGAUCUUUUGGAAAGUUAUUCGAGAACCACUUUGAUCGGUCGUGUUCCUGUCACCGAAAUUCAUGUGUUACGAUGGAUCAUCGAUAAUAGUGAGUCUCUUGCAGAGAAUCAAGAGACUGGUUCGAUUGCUGAUUUUAUCUUUCAUUCGAGAGUAAUAAGAUCGAUCAUGGCUACACCUUUUAUUCCGAAAGACGAUUGGACUCUUAUCGCUGUUAAGGUUCGAGGGUCAAUUAUACUCGCUGAAUUGGACACUGAGCAGAGACGAAAUGAUGUAAAAUAUCAAAUUGAAGAUCGGCUUAAGGGUUCAUAUGCUGGCUACAAAUUUUUGGAAAAGCUAACCCGUUAUCCCGAUGGUAGUCGAGCUUCGACCGCUUUUAAUGGUGCUCGCGAUUCAUUUUACACGGUCACUCGAUCUAAGGUUGGAGGUCACUCUCUUCUCUAUUCCAAUCGAGUUGAUUGUAUUGUUGAUGAGAAUCAAUUUGAGAAACCACUUGAACAAAUGAAAUUCGCUCAGAUUAAAACUCGUGGUCACAAUUGGAACGACAAUAAAAACACUCGUCGGCGUUUCUAUCAGAAUCGUAUAAUCGGCUGGUGGACCGAAGCUCUAAUCUCGGGAAUUGACACCAUCAUUUGUGGCGAUAAACGGCCAAACAAUACCGUUCAAAAAGUGUCUCAAAUUCAGGCCAAUUCUUUACUCCAAAGGAGCAAUCAGUGGUCACCAUCGACUUGCGUUCAGUUUCUCGAAAAAACUUUGACCUUUAUCAAAGAAAUGGUCACUGAGGAACUGACCGUAUACAAGAUCAUCUGCGAUCCACACACCGGGAUUAAGGCUCGAAAACUAAGCGACCCAGUUGACAAACACAUUCCCUCCUGGUACAUUAAUGGACAAUCACCAAAUGACCAAUAAAAUUUUUCGAUCCUCCGAUUGAUCUAAUUGCCAAAAUUCAAUCUUGAAAUUUACCUUUAAUUAUGACUUGUUAAUGUUUUCUCAUUUCUUUGUAAAUCAAUGUCAACCUUAAUUGCUCUUAAUUAAACCUAUGCAAGAAUAAUAUGAAAUUAGAAUUUCUCAAUUUAAUCAACCUUGACAACUUUUAAUUACUUUAAUCAAGUGACUUGAUUCAAGUCAAUGCCAAUCUAAUCAAAGUAACGGUUUUUUAUUAUCAUUUCUCAGAAAUGAUCAAGUUGAUUUCUAAAUUUUUUUUAUAACAUUACUAAACCUAUGGUCUAAUCAAUUAAUUGCUAAUUAAUUUUUUCCCACGUUUAACAAUUUAAACCUUUGGUCUAUUGGAUAAUUGGUUAUGAGGUAAAUCACCAACUGA